This is a messenger RNA of Nannospalax galili (Upper Galilee mountains blind mole rat), 2163 nucleotides long. It is a transcript of the gene Slc66a1, whose product is annotated as solute carrier family 66 member 1. The record is from RefSeq and is a predicted model, not a curated record. Bases 883 to 1770 code for a protein of 295 amino acids. The transcript has 9 exons. Lineage: Eukaryota; Metazoa; Chordata; Mammalia; Rodentia; Spalacidae.
GGUCUGCCUGCCUCUGCCUCCCACCCUGGGAUUUAAGGUAUACACCACUAUACUAUAUAUGUGUAGUUUAGAGGGAUGUCAUUAGCCCCAACUCAUAGACAGGCUCAGACAGGUGUUGAGUUGCCAGAGGCCACUCAACAUCACCAAUAAAACAGGGACACUGUUCCCUACCCUGCCUGGGUGUUGAGGAUGGCAGUGUAUGGGUGUGUAAAUUGCAGUGGUCUGUUUGGAAUCUGCAGGAUGUGGUGGAUGUGCAGUCCAGUGGAGUAUGUGUGGCUUGUAGACAAGAGGGCUUGAUAAAGCAAAGCUCUUACCUGCACCGUGUUUUAAAUCGGGGUGUCAGGUAAUUGCUCCCAGCAUCAGCUGUGCAAAUGGUCAUCUGUGCCAGCCACAGAUCAGGGAAGAAUUCUUCAGUUAUUCUGUGUCCUGCCCUGGCGCUGUCUCAGUGAGCUGGUUAGUCAGUGAUCUCGGGCGCACUUGUCCCCAGCUCCAGGGCCUCUGUCCAUAACUAGUCAUGUUAGGGUUGAGAGCUUCGGCUUUCUGGGAAAAGAAGCUGACUUGCUUCCUCUCUAUCUCUAAUGCUCCCUGGUCACCCCAAGCUCACUCAGCAGUCCUGGGUCCAGCCAGGGUAUUGUUCUGCAGGGAGUCUGGCCUCUGCCCCCUGGACACAAGUGGGAACUAAGGUUGUUGUGCAGGCUGAGUGACUGUUCUCUGUGUGGGUGCCCAGCCACUGGGAGGGACUCUUUCUGCAUGCUUCUGCAAUCAGCCAUACCCUGCCUUGGGCUGUGACUUCCUUGCUGAACAAACCUUCAACCAGCCUUGGAACUCUUGCCGGCAUCCAUACACCUGCACCUUCUUCCCGGCUGGGGCCCUUCUGCAGCCAUGGUCUGGAGAACACUGGGCAUCGGCAACUUCUCCAUCUGCCCCAAUGGCUCCAGCCAGUGGAUCUGGGAUGUGUUUGGCGAAUGUGCCCAGGAUGGCUGGGACGAGGCCAGUGUGGGCCUGGGCUUGGUUUCCAUUCUCUGUUUCGCUGCAUCCACCUUCCCUCAGUACAUCAAGGCUUGCAAGACAGGCAAUAUGGACCAGGCUCUGUCACUGUGGUUCCUCCUCGGCUGGAUCGGCGGAGAUUCCUGCAACCUCAUUGGCUCCUUCCUUGCAGAUCAGCUGCCCCUGCAGACCUACACAGCUGUGUAUUAUGUGCUGGCUGACCUGAUGAUGCUGACACUGUACUUCCAUUACAAGUUCAAGAAUCGGCCCUCAUUGUCAUCUACCCCUAUCAACUCUUUACUCUUGUUCAUCUUGGGGACAGUGUGCAUCACACCACUGCUGGCAACCAGCACUGAGCCUCAGGCUGCCCCAAGAGAGGGGUUCUGGGGACGGACGCUACUGUCUGUGGAGCCGAGCAGUAAGCCCUUCACAAAGAAGGAAGUCAUCGGCUUCGUCAUUGGCUCUGUCUCCAGUGUGUUGUACCUGUUCUCGAGGCUGCCUCAGAUCCGCACUAAUUUCCUACGACAGUCAACCCAGGGCAUCUCCUACUCACUGUUUGCAUUGGUAAUGCUGGGGAACACGUUAUACGGGUUGAGCGUGCUGCUCAAGAACCCUGAGGUGGGCCAGAGUGAGGGCAGCUACCUGCUGCACCACCUGCCCUGGCUCGUGGGCAGCCUGGGUGUACUGCUGCUGGACACCAUCAUCUCCAUCCAGUUCCUGGUGUACAGGAACCGUGCUGCUGCUGCUACCACCUCAGAGCGCGAGCCCCUCCUCCCAAGCUGACCGGCACCACCUGAGCUCUGGAUGACGGGGACCUCUGCUGCUGUCCCAGAAAGGGAGAGAUGUGGGCAGUGAUGUUGCCAUCCCUGGACUGGGCCUUGAAGGCAGCCUGAGGGAGGCCUGGAGCUCUGGACCUGCUGCCUCCCUCCCUUCCACGCGUGCACAUCCUUCAGACAGCUCUGGAGCUGGCCUGUGACAUACCUCCCAGGUUUAAGGCACCUGCCCAAGGAGCCUGGAGGGGACUUGUAGCUGAGACCCCAGAAGAUGGUGUGACCACUUUCUGUCUACCUACCUCAUUCUGCCUGUGCACCCCAGGGCUGCAUCACAGCCUGGGGAUGCAGGGCUGCCCCUCUGUCUGACUGGACGCAACCUAGUAAACAGGACCUUCCAGCUGGG